AUGCCUGAGCCACGCGGUGGUCACAUGGCAACUUUGUAUAAUGAUAAAAUAUUUUUCGUUGGAGGUUCACGGCCUAUAUCUACGACCUCACCCGCAUGGAAUAAAACUCAUCAAUUCGAUCUAUCAGAUGAAGUGUUUUAUUUAGAUCUUUCGUCGCCAUUUACUGUUGAUUUACCUCCGUUCACGGAUCUUUCUGCAACUUCACGA
Molecule: messenger RNA, 207 nt
Organism: Racocetra fulgida
Lineage: Eukaryota; Fungi; Glomeromycota; Glomeromycetes; Diversisporales; Gigasporaceae
Source: the annotation of a GenBank genome assembly